AGAUCAAGCAUCUAUUUGCAUAGUAGCCCUACAAAUAUAGGCCGGCACUAUAAGUCGCAUUGUUCAGUUUUCUUUGUCAGUUUAUUCUGUGUGUCGUUCUUCCAUCAUGCCUGAGCCGGCUAAAUCUGCUCCUGCUCCGAAGAAGGGUUCUAAGAAGGCGGUGACCAAGGCGCAGAAGAAGGACGGAAAGAAGCGCAAGCGCAGCCGCAAAGAGAGCUACUCCGUGUAUGUGUACAAGGUGCUGAAGCAGGUCCACCCGGACACCGGCAUCUCGUCCAAAGCAAUGGGCAUCAUGAACUCCUUCGUCAACGAUAUUUUUGAGCGUAUCGCUGGGGAGGCAUCGCGCCUGGCGCAUUACAACAAGCGUUCGACCAUUACAUCCAGGGAGAUCCAGACUGCCGUGCGUCUUCUGUUACCUGGGGAGUUGGCCAAGCACGCCGUGUCCGAGGGCACCAAGGCUGUCACCAAAUACACCAGUUCCAAGUAAAUGUUUUUAGGAGCUGUCAAACCCAAAGGCUCUUUUCAGAGCCACUCACAUUUUCCCAAAGGGCUUUAAUACUGGAUAUUGUUGUAACCUCUAGGGGAAAAGUAAUGCUGAAUUUCAAAG
This is a messenger RNA of Bubalus bubalis (water buffalo), 607 nucleotides long. Its product is annotated as histone H2B type 1-C/E/F/G/I. Gene Ontology annotation, cellular component: nucleosome. Lineage: Eukaryota; Metazoa; Chordata; Mammalia; Artiodactyla; Bovidae. The coding region runs from base 107 to 487 and encodes 126 amino acids. Gene Ontology annotation, molecular function: DNA binding; protein heterodimerization activity; structural constituent of chromatin. The record is from RefSeq and is a predicted model, not a curated record. The transcript has a single exon.